AUGGAAGGAGAGAACCAUAACAGCAGCCGAAGACGAUGGAAAGAACCGAAAGAAAUGUCGUACUUUAACAAAGAAUUAACGGUAAAUUGGCAGGUCCAAGUGUUCCACCAGUCGGAGGUUUGUGAUAUGAGACUGCACCGAGACGAUAGAAGACACUUUAAAGCAAGACGACUAGACACAAACAAGGAGGAGGAGUCCAGAGCUGUGCCGGUGCUCUCUUCUUAAGGAUACGGCCCUCAUUGUGAUCCCGGCCUGUACCCGGCCUUAUACGCACGCCUGGCUUGCAUAAACGCUGACAUUUUCAGGAAAAGUGGGAUCAACUGGAAUGUGGAAGAAGGAUUCGGAUCAGUGGCCCCGACUUGA
Anarrhichthys ocellatus (wolf-eel) is the source of this 363-nucleotide messenger RNA. RefSeq names its product cilia and flagella associated protein 90 (gene cfap90). The record is from RefSeq and is a predicted model, not a curated record. NCBI's taxonomy places the organism in Eukaryota, Metazoa, Chordata, Actinopteri, Perciformes, Anarhichadidae.